Messenger RNA from Parnassius apollo (apollo), 537 nucleotides. The record is from the annotation of a GenBank genome assembly. Lineage: Eukaryota; Metazoa; Arthropoda; Insecta; Lepidoptera; Papilionidae.
AUGUACAUGUCCGGAUUUUUUAUUUUUUCCACCGAUUUCUCAUCGAGAAUGACGCCGCAAGAGGAGCGUGAGAGUGCGCGUGGGGCAGAGAUUGCGAACGCCUUCGAGGAUGACAUGUUCGGCCCUCCGCGGACUGAGCCUGCCACUCGCCCAAAACUCUCCAUGAUUUCCGCAAGGCUUCGAGCAAACGAAGAACGCAAACGGGUCAUUGAGAUCUGUUCGCAAAAGCUGGAAAAUAUUGAAGACCCGGCGCGUGACCUUCGGCGGUCAGUUUGUAUAAACAACACGUAUUGUCGACUGAGCGAAGAGGCGCGCAAGGAGAAGGAAGCGAGGAGACGACGAGCCAGAGAAGAGUGCGACGAUUCCUGGGUGGGAAAGAAAGCCAGACGAGCGGUCGAGGACGAGUGUCUGGCGUUGUUGGACGCAAUACCGGAGUUGGGGGACGCAAAUCUCGGUUGCGCACAACUAGCAAGGCAACUGCCGCGACAAGAUGUACCGUUGCUGCCGCCUGGCCUUCUUACGGUUCUCGAUUCAUGA